UCGAGAGUAUAAGUGUCUAACAAUGGCUUCGACAUCAACAUUCGGUUGCCAACUCGGAUUUAGUUUAAGGAAAUCAAUGUUUUCAAAACAUAUUAACAGGUAGUUAGGAAUCCAUCAAUCAGAAUCUUGUUAGGUUCUGGUUGUCUUUCUAAAUUAUCAAAAAAGUAUGUAUUUGUGUUAAGCGAUAGGCAGAGGAACCGAAAAUGUCUGCAUAUUUCUGGGAUGAUCCCUUAAUAUUGCUCUAUCUUCUCAUAGCUGUCCUGGUGCUGGACAAUUUCUGGGCCGUAUAUCUGUUGCUGCGCGAGAUUCAUGUAGCCUACAAAGUGGAUGAAGUUCCAGACGUAAUCCAACCGUUCCUGCCGCAGGAGCUUUAUGACAGGAUGCGUGUCUAUAAGAUCCACAAGGCCUGGCUCACGAUUGUCAACGCACUGGUUGCUGUGGUCCUGUUGGGUGUGAUUGAGCUUUACUUUGGGUUCUACGCAUGGCUGUGGGGGCUGGCUGCAAAGUGUGCCCUGGGCGAAUGGAUGAAGCACGAGGCCUGCGUUUCCGUGAUCUUUGUAGUCAUGCUGAGUUUUUACCUCUGGCUAAAGAGCCUUCCGGCCAUGUUAUACGAGAAGAUGUGUAUUAGAAAAUUGCAGCAGAGGGCAAAACCACCGUUCCUCAUAAGAGUCUGCCAAUUCAUAUUCGAACUGAUCCUGGGACUGAUUGUCACCAUUAUAAUGGUGGUGGUGCUGGUCUUCACGUUUAUCGGUCUGGGUCCUAUCGCCCCGUUGGCUCUGUAUAUCCAAAUGGUAGUCAUUACAGUCGCGUUAAUUCUCCUGAUACCGAUUUUCAUCGACCCAUUCAUGGGCAGGCGUGUGCCCCUGGAAAGUGGAGCCCUGCGAUCGGCACUGGAGGGGCUAACAAGUCGGGCCGGCUUUCCUAUGCGCCAGGUUCACAUCAUCCGUGUUCAUGAUCCGAAUGCCGGUAGCAAUGCCUUCUUCUACGGCAGCUGUUGCCUCAAGAGGAUCGUUAUCUUCGAUACCCUUUUACUGAACAAAGGUCAAAGAGAUAUAUCCAAUCUGGAGCCUCUGGAUGUAGGCAAGGGGCUGACGGACGCCCAGGUUACAGCUGUGGUGGCUCAUGAACUAGGACAUUGGAAGAACGGUCACUUUUAUAAGGCCCUUAUAACGUUCCAGGUGCACUUGGCAGUCACCAUAUUCUUGUUCGCCCUUCUCUUUCCUCACGGACCCAUUUACCAGGCGGUGGGAUUCGAACCCGGCCUGCAGCCCGUCAUCGUGGGAUUCCUAAUCAUCUUCGGUUUCGUGCUGACGCCCUACAUGACUCUGAUCAAUUUCGGUAUGUUGAGCAUGACCCGCGGCUUUGAGUACCAAGCGGAUAAGUAUGCCUUCCGGAUGGGAUAUGGCGCGGAUUUGCGUCUGGCGCUGCUCAAGCUUUAUGCGGAUAACCUGGCAUUCCCCGUAUCGGACCACUGUUACUCCCAGUGGCAUCACACCCAUCCCACCAUGCUGGAGCGACUGGAUCGGCUGAGUAGUCUCCGAAGUUAGUGAAUUGUUUGGUUCCCUUCUCUCCCUUUUCGAACAUGGUAGGCUCUGACCGAAAAGUAUCUGUAUCGCCUAUAAAAGAUAUGAAUAUUUUUGAAUACUA
Drosophila serrata is the source of this 1647-nucleotide messenger RNA. RefSeq names its product ste24b prenyl protease type I (gene ste24b). Gene Ontology annotation, biological process: CAAX-box protein processing. Gene Ontology annotation, molecular function: metalloendopeptidase activity. NCBI's taxonomy places the organism in Eukaryota, Metazoa, Arthropoda, Insecta, Diptera, Drosophilidae. The record is from RefSeq and is a predicted model, not a curated record.